This is a messenger RNA of Brassica napus (rape), 1671 nucleotides long. RefSeq lists its product as uncharacterized. Gene Ontology annotation, molecular function: zinc ion binding. The coding region runs from base 1 to 1671 and encodes 556 amino acids. NCBI's taxonomy places the organism in Eukaryota, Viridiplantae, Streptophyta, Magnoliopsida, Brassicales, Brassicaceae. The record is from RefSeq and is a predicted model, not a curated record. The transcript is spliced from 4 exons.
AUGGUGUUUAAGAAUAGAGAAGAAUUCAAGCAGCAUAUGGCAAUGUAUGCCAUUAAGAACAAGUUUAGGUUUAGGAAUAGCCGAUCAUGUCCAGAGGGAAUGGUGCUUAGGUGUUUCAGCAGGACGUGCAACUGGCGAGUAUAUGCUGCACUUAUCAAAAACACGCAACUAUAUGAGAUACGCACAGUGGAACUCAGGCAUACCUGCUCGAUUGAUGACAGAUCCGGAUACCAGACACAAGCAACGCACACUGUUAUAGGCGGCAUAAUGAAAGCACAGUUUGCUGUACGAGGAGCAGGCCCGAGACCUAAUGAGAUCAUGCAGGCCAUGCGGGGUAACCAUGACGUCAACAUUUCCUAUUGGAAAGCUUGGAGGUCGCGUGAGUUUUCUUUUGAUUAUGCUAAAGGAACUUGUGGCGCAUCGUACAACCUCCUUCCUGCUUAUCUUGAGAAGCUGAUCCAUUCAAAUCCGGGCACAAUCACAGCAAUGCAUACAGAGUACGCUGAAGGGAUAGGCCACAAAUUCAAAUACUUGUUCCUUGCUUUGUCUGCCUGCGUAGAAGGAUACAAGUCAAUGAGGAAGGUGGUGAUUGUGGAUGCAUCAGCUCAAGGUGGUAAUUAUCAAGUGUUUCCCAUAGCGGUAGCAGUGGUGGAUGGUGAGAACGACAAAGCUUGGGAAUGGUUUUUAAAAAACCUUACACAGUUUAUUCCUAACGAGGAGGAGGUUGUCUUUGUUUCUGAUAGACAUCCUUCAAUUUACUACGCAAUUGCAAAGGUUUAUCCUCUUGGAAAGCAUUGCGCUUGUAUCCUCCACCUAAAGAGGAAUAUCCGGACACACUUCAAAGACAAGCACCUUGGAUAUCUCGUUGGGAAAGCAGCACGGGCUUACCGUCUUUCGGAGUUCUACAAGACAUUCACCGAGAUAAAAAGGGUAAAUGCAGCGUGUGCUGACUACCUAAUUGGAAUUGGGUUCGAGCACUGGGCAAGGUCGCAUUUCACAGGGGACCGCUACAACGUUAUGACAAGUAACGUUGCGGAGACGUGGAACUCAGUUCUCCGUGAAGCUAGAGAAUUUCCUAUUUUGUCGCUGGUGGAGUACAUAAGAUCAAAGCUGAUGCACUGGUUUUCAUUAAGAAGACAGAUAAAGGCAACAGGAAGCAGCAUAUUAACACCUCGGGUCGUGGAGAUAAUGACGGCUAAUUUUGAAAACAGUGGAGGGUUUAGUGUCAGCUUGGUCGAGACCGGAGAGUAUGAGGUUAAGGAAAGAGAUGGAGAUAUGUAUCAUGUCAGUCUGAACACUAAAACAUGCACAUGCUACGAGUUUCAAACGCUUAUGAUUCCAUGCACACACGCUAUCGCUGCAGCGACAAGGUACAAGGUCCCGGUAGAAACUUUGGCUUGUGAAUAUUAUAGUUUGGCUUACUACAGGGAAGCUUACUCUAUCCCCAUAAAUCCGGUUGUCGAAAUUGAGAAUGUGGAGACCCUGGCAAGCGACGCUUCAGACAACGUCGUCAAAAUCCAUCCUCCAUCAACCAGAAGGCCCCCCGGACGGCCCAGAAAAAGCAGGAUACAAUCUCGUGGGGAAUAUGAGGGCGGAGGAAAGAGAAACACUAAGUGUGGUAGAUGCAAGGGCUUAGGUCACAACCGAGCUACUUGCAAAAUGCCGAUAUAA